AUGAACAAGGACCUUAUGGAAAAGUACCGUAACCGAGAUCGUCAAGAAAAGUAUGAAGUGGUAAAGUUCCUCAUGGCUUGCAAGAUGAAGGAUGUUGAGUUUUUAAGCAACCACGUUUCGAGAAUGCAACGAUACGUGGAUAGGCUCAUCAAACUGAAUGUGAAUUAUGAUGAAGAGUUGGCAAUCGACAUAGUGUUGAACUCUCUGCCAAGUUCUUAUGAUCAGUUCAUAUUGACCUAUCAUUUGAAUGAAAAUGAAACUACUUUAUCACAAUUUCACAACCUCCUUCAAAUAGUUGAAGCGCGAAUGAAGGGAAAGGGUGUUGCCUCCACUCCCAUUGCUACUCCUGUUGUGGCCAUUGGUCAAGGGAGUCCCAAGCUGAACUCCGCAUGUGAAGCAUCGAAGGAGGCUAUAUGGUUGAAGAACUUCAUCAUAGAUGUUGGAGUUGUUCGAGCCAUCAAGGAGCUAAUGGAGAUUUUCUGUGAUAAUGAAGGGGCAGUUGCAUUAAUGAAGGAACUAAGUGAUAAUGGCAGGUCAAGGCAUAUCAACAGAUAA
Lactuca sativa (garden lettuce) is the source of this 555-nucleotide messenger RNA. Lineage: Eukaryota; Viridiplantae; Streptophyta; Magnoliopsida; Asterales; Asteraceae. The record is from RefSeq and is a predicted model, not a curated record.